ACACAAGAAAAGAAGCCUUCAAAAUAAAUAACAAAGGUGGCAGAGAAGGAUACAGGGCUGAAGCAAUGAACGACAACUGCCCUUCUCUUCUCUAAGAAGGGUUUUGUGAACGAUCAUAUUGCCAAGGAAAGCAAAGAAUCUUACAGGAGCCAAUCUUCUAUUCUCUUUCUGCAAGUUUUGAUCUUUCAUGGAGUACAAAUCAGAUGAAACUUUGCAUGAAUUACUUUCAAGCACAUGCUGGUGUUUUGUUUUUGGCAAAUUGAAGUCGUUCGUGCUUUGAAUGCACCAAAUGAGAAUGAAAACAUUCUGGGGACUGAAGUUUCUCAAUCCAACCAGAGUGAGAUGGAUGGCAAAGACGUUCUAAAUCCGGUUUUAAGCCCUCCAGUAAAUCCUGCACAAGUUAACAGGGCUGAGUGGAAAGUUGGAGAACUUGUUCUGAGAGAUGCACCUCCCGAAGAGAUGGAGGCUUCUUGGGAAGUUAACAUGGAGGCCUGCAUUACAACUGAUGAUGUUAUACGGGCUGGAGGCUUUGGAGCAAGGGAUGAUAUAAGUAGCUUUCUUCCUGUCGCUAGUGAUUCUACUGACUUUGAAGCUACUAUCCGUGAUGCCCGAGACUAUGAAGAACCACAAGGGGAUAUAUGCAGACCGGGUCUUGGCUGGACUGAAGCUACAGAAGCAAAAUAGUUUUGUUGUCACCACCAUGCUCAAGUUAUUGCACUUGACUUUUCUCAUAGUACCUACUUGCUUGUAAGAUAUUGAGGUAUGUUAGCCACAUGUUAGUGCAUGAUCUGAGUUUAUUUUUAGAAGCCACUUUAUCUUCCCUUUAGCACACACUGUUAUUUUCGUGGAAGAGAUGUCAUCUGUAUGUGGAACCAAUAUGACGUUACUAUACAUAUCUCUCUGUUUAAUAUGCUUAAAGUCUUCCUCUGUGAGGCUGAUGGCUUACAUCUA
This is a messenger RNA of Corylus avellana, 951 nucleotides long. RefSeq lists its product as uncharacterized. Lineage: Eukaryota; Viridiplantae; Streptophyta; Magnoliopsida; Fagales; Betulaceae. The record is from RefSeq and is a predicted model, not a curated record.